AUGACUUUGUCGGAUGAGAGCGUGUUUACUGAGCUCUACUAUACCUUGUGUAUCAUCAAGGAUGUCAUGGAUGUUACUCCACCAUGUUGGCGCCCUCCGUUUGGCAACGUGGAUGACCGUGUGCGUGCGAUUGCAAAUGGAUUGGGAUUGCGUACCAUCUUGUGGGACAGCAAUACCGAUGACUGGGAUAUUGCUCCUGACGGCGCCUCGUCUACGCAGAAAAUCGACGCAAACUACAACAAGAUCAUUACACUUCCGUCCAAGGGCAAGACCGGCAAGCAUGGUGUCGUCGUGCUAACGCAUGAAGUCAAUAAGCACACCAUGGACGAGUUCAUGCGCCAGUACCCGAAGGUACAAUCGGCGUAUGAACACGUUGUUCCCCUGUCCGCCUGCUUCAACGCGACUCACCCGUAUGCGGAAAAUACCCUACGUUCGACCAACCGAACACAGGAAUGCAAUGGAUACUCUCUCCCUCAGUCUCAUAACUUUCAUAAUGCAUACCCAAAGUCGAACGAGAUUGCCUACAUUAUGGACAACGACGAUACAGCUCGUUCGGUUUGGAAUGACAUUAGGGCAUCAGGCAUCAUCCCCAACCAUGUCGAGGUAAAGGAGGGGACCGAUGGAAACCAAGGCAUUUCGGACAGCCAGAACGAUUCGUACAGUGACAAAGAUCCUGAUUGCUGGUGGACAGCCACUACAUGCACCAAGCCCAAAGCGGAUGGCCUAAGUGAAGAUAUUGUAUCUUGCCCUGAGCCUGGUACUUGGGGUCUAACAUUUGACGAUGGACCCGAUUGUGGACACAACGAGUUUUAUGACUUUUUGCAGCAGCAGAAACUGAAGGCCACCAUGUUCUAUAUUGGCGGAAAUGUCAUGGACAAUCCACUCCAGGCGCAGCGUGGUCUUGCUGAUGGCCAUAAUAUCUGCGUACAUACGUGGUCUCAUCACUACACUACGACACUGGAAGAUGAAAAUGUAUUUGCCGAGCUUUAUUACACGAUGCGCGUCAUCAAGGACGUAAUUGGCAUUACCCCCCGUUGCUGGCGCCCACCCUAUGGUGAUGUCGAUGAUCGUGUUCGUGCAAUUGCUACUGCUCUCGGUCUUCGCACUAUCAUUUGGGAUCAGGACACUGAUGAUUGGGACAUUCAGCCUGAAGGCGGCUCUUCGACUCAGAAGAUCGACUCAAACUACGACAAGAUUGUCAGCCUCGCCUCUAGUAAGAAAACGGAUACGCAUGGUAUUGUUGUCUUGAAUCACGAGCUCAAUAAGUAUACUAUGUCGGAAUUUAUGAAAGAGUAUCCGAAAGUGAAGGAUGCAUUCCCCCAUGUCGUCCCUCUUUCUGCCUGCUUUAAUGCCACCAAUCCUUACCCCGAAGAUGGCCCUACUUAUUCCACAUUUGAUGACUACAUUUCCGGAAAUAUUGAUGCAAACAAUGUGCCUGACAUGGCAAACUUCCAGAUUCAGGUUGGAUCCAAGAUGGACAUUGUGACUUUAAGCAACCAGACCGAUGUCGGUGGCUUUUCUCCGCAAUCUAAGCCUAACAAGAAUGCCAAUGAUACAACCAGUGUAGAUGCAUCUCCUUCCUCCUCUACCACGCAGAAGCCCACCCACAAUUCGGGUACUUCACUUACGAUGUCUCUUCCUACUCCGUGGCUUAUUACAGCAUUGUUCUAUGCCCUGUACUUGUAG
This is a messenger RNA of Malassezia pachydermatis, 1686 nucleotides long. RefSeq names its product chitin deacetylase. The record is from RefSeq and is a predicted model, not a curated record. Gene Ontology annotation, molecular function: chitin deacetylase activity. The coding region runs from base 1 to 1686 and encodes 561 amino acids. Lineage: Eukaryota; Fungi; Basidiomycota; Malasseziomycetes; Malasseziales; Malasseziaceae. Gene Ontology annotation, cellular component: membrane. The transcript has 2 exons. Gene Ontology annotation, biological process: carbohydrate metabolic process.